UGGUUCAGUUGGCACUACUGGAACGUCCUGCUUUGUCCUGGUUCAGGUUUCACAUAAUGGUCCUCCUGUCCCUUCUCUUCCCAGCACCACCUACGUGUGUAAGCAGCUCCUGUAAGAAGGCUCCCCCGCCGGUCCCUCCGCGCACUACCUCCAAGCCCUACAUCUCUGUGACGGUGCAGAGCAGCACUGAGUCGGCCCAGGACACAUACCUGGACCAACAGGACCACCGCAGCGAGGCCAACAGCCAAUCAGGACGCAGCAGCAACUCUUCCGACAGCCUCUACAGCCUGCGUACAGGCAGCCUGGCCAAAGGCUCUCAGCCCCCGGCCCCAGCUGCCACCCCAGCCCACGUCGCUGCCCCUGUCCCUGCCCCGAGGGACCCCCACCCACCCCCUUCCUCCAGCACCCAGUCUUUGCCCCAGGUCCAGCCCCAGAAUGACACCCUAAACCCAGGCCCCAGCCUCACCCCAGACCAGUCCCUGACCCUACCAGAGCCUGUUCCCACCAAAAGGAAGCUCUCAUCUAUCGGCAUCCAGGUGAGCCCAGGAAUCAAUUUUCUAAAUUGGCAAGACCUGGGUUUUCAGUAUGAGUGUCUGACUUACUGGAAUGUGCUGCUACACAGAGGAUGUGUAGAAUGACUCAUUCAUUGUAAUGGUUGACUCGUAGGUGGACUGCGUUCAGCCAAUCCAGAGAGAGGAUCAACUGCCUCCUUCGACCAAGUUCCAGUCUAUUGGAGUGCAGGUGGAGAACGGCAGGCCGUAAGUCUCAAUCAGCUGUUCAGAGCCACUUGCGUAAUGGUCAUUUAUCAUUUUCACAUUGGAGACCUUGACACUUUUCAGUUACAUUUCCCACACAAUCUCUAAAUUUAGCUGCUACACAUUUGUGUUUGUGCAUCUCCUGCUGUGUCAGCCAUUACUUUUCCAUCCAUCCACACCCUCUGCAAUCCCUGUUUCCUCCCUCCAUCCCUCCCUCCCUCUUGGCAUGGCUUCAGCAUGUUUGCUCCAGGCAGUUGCCAAGGUCACUUAGCAGUCACACUGUGAGUUAGCGCUGGCAGACAGUAGCAGCAUUAGUGUAGCGUCUCUCUUUCUGAUUGAUGGCCUGUUUCUCUUAUUUUGGCCACAGUGGAGGAGGCAGAGUGCUGUGAAGAACUGGCCAUUUAAAUAGCCUAGUGCAGAGUAAUUCCCCCUAAUCACAUGUAAGUCGCUCUGGAUAAGAGCGUCUACUAAAUGACUAAAAUAUAAAUGUAAUUGGUUGGACUCUGCUGUUCUUCUCCCUAUCGCUUAAAGCUGUAAUCCAUCUGCCUUUUUUAUCUUGUCCUCUCUCUCCCCGUCCAUCUCUCGCAUUCUCUCUUUCUCGCAUGCUCUCUCGUCUUGCCGUCUCUGCAUUUACUGGAAAGGCAAAGAGACAGGCAAUGUGCUUUCAGCUCCCCUCAUCUAUCAGUCAAACUCCACUUCAUAAUGAUGUCUUACUGUGUAUGCCUGUCGUUGGGAGAGGAAGUCUGACCUAGGUAUUGGCUUCAUAACUGUCCUUGGUCUAUUUAUUUAUUAUGUUACUAUUUAUUUGGGAUACAGAGGAACAGCCUGUUUAAAGUGUGUGCGUGUGACUCAGACCUAGAUUCAAUCAGAUCAAGCAUAAACAGGCAAUAUCCGGCACCCGCAUAGACACCGCCAAAACAUCAGCUGAGGUGUAACUGCAUUGGAACUGUCAAAUUGGCGAGCAGCUGCUCUUGUGAUCAUUGUCACGAAGCCAUGCCUGUCCCACUGGCGUUAGAAGUUCAGAAGCAGAAAAAUUAGGCAACAUAGAAAUAUAGUUCCACCUCAGAUACCGGCAAAACAACCGCUAUGCGAAUGUCGGCUAGUGCGGAUCUGAUAGAAUCAAGCCCUCAGUGUUCCAGUAAUCUCUGGAACACAGUGCGGUCAGAGGUAGCGCAGUGAUGUGUUGGUCGUCAGGCCCCAAGGUCGACCUUUUCUACAUCCACAGUAAAUGAUCUCCAACCUGCACCAAUACUAAUCCGUGUGUGUCCGUCCAGACUCAGCCGGGCCAGCAGCAUGGCCUCCAGACAAGACACAGAGACAGAGCCUCAGGACUCUAAACAAGACGCCCCUCCCUCAGAAAACAACAAUACAGUCAACCGCAACAGCCAGCCGCUAGACCCCGCCCCCGCUGCUUCCAACGGUAAGGAGCAUGCGGUGGUGCGGCAGCCCCCUAAACAUCCCCCUGUCCCGGCUAGAGCAUCCGCCUCCCUCCCAGAGAGCCUGGACCCGGCCCUGGAUCCCUCCUUCCUGCCCCCUCCGGACCCCAGCUUGGAGAGUGGAAACGGCAGUGCCCAGGGAGAUGCGGCCACGCCCACCUGCCUCCGGAACGGCAACUGGUUUCUCAAACUUCUACAGGCUGAGACGGCACGCAUGGAGGGCUGGUGUCAACAGAUGGAGCAGGAGACCAAAGACAAGGACAUCUCAGAGGAGGGUACGAGACAGACAGUACACCAUACUCACUCUAACUAGCUAAAUGUAUACGAGACAUACUAUACUCACUCUGAUAGGAAUACAGAGGUUUUCAGAGAGUAAGAGAGUUUAUCAUACUCACUGUAUAGAGUAGACCAUAUCAGUUCAAUAGCAGUAUUUGACUGAAGGAAAUUAGAGAAUCUUUUAUCAGUUCUCUAACGUGGAUUUGGCAUUGAAAUUAUGACGUCCUCCUUGUCCCUGAAACCCAAAGACAACAGACAGUCCUUAUCUGCUCCUGUCUACUGUGGGGAUUGGAGAUGACAGGGCAGGACAUGCUAAUGGUUAGCGGCUAACACUGCUCAUUACCUAGUGGACCGGAUCUUCCCUUCAGUCUUCUAGAGCUACUGCAGACAUUCAUUUCAUGUCUUUGAUCUGUCUCAGGCAGGCAGAUAGAUAAUAUACCUCCGCCUGCGUUGCAGGGAUUUAAUGAAUGUGUAAUGAACACAAUUGACUCCCACAUCAGAUUAUUAAUCAGCUCUUUUCUCAGUGGACCUGUACUGUAUGGAUUUACUUUAUUAUGCAAUUGUUAAGACUGGUUUAACAGUGUAUAAAGUCCUUUAAAAAAGUAUAUUUAUUCUAAGGAUUAAGUGUGUCACCAGCAAUGUAAAUUCCACGCUGAAUGAAAAUGGUCAUAGAGGACCAGGAUUAAUGUCACAUAAUCAUACAAUUUUUAACAGCAUUUUACAGAUAAACUACAUUAAUUCACUAAAUAUUGGUCUCUGUGCCCAUUUUGAAGAAUGUUUAACUACAGUACCUGCAUGUUGUUGAGGUUGUGAUGGCUGACUGGCUGUUAUGUGUGUAGUGAUGGGGACGGUCCGCAGUGCAGUGGGCAGUGCCCAGCUCCUCAUAGCCCAGAAGUUCCAACAGUUCAGAGGACUCUGUGACGAGAACCUGGUGAGUGGCACUAACCCUUCAAAAUCCCUGUUAAUCUGGCACAUUUCAGUACACUGUUUUGAGUCUCGGCAUGCAAAGGUUGAGUUGUUUAAGAGCUUCCCCUGGUGUCAAAAUACAUGCAUACCAAAGGGAGGCAUUCGUCUGCUAGGCAAUGAGGCAACACACACCCAUCUCUGUUAUGAAUUACUCAUAUUGGUGCUAAAUCUUCCUGAAAGUGAAUAAUGUUAUGAUUUAAUUUGUGAUUUAGUUAAGUGUUAUACACCUACCAGUGCCUAGCCCACAUGGGCUUACAAUACACUACUAAACACCAUACCAUUUUCCUUGUACUCAAAAUAUAUUUGUUUACAAAUUAUAUGCAUAUACAAUAAUCAGGGCAAGUACCGAUACCAUCUAGCCACACUACACAAGCGGUACAUUUCUCCUCCUCCAGUUAUGUAAUGUCAAUGUGUCUAGACAAGCCAAUCAGCACUUCACAUUUUAAACCAGCGCUGUCCUUCUUCCUGUCUGUUAGAAUGUGAAUGCCAACCCUCAGCCCACAGCUCAGGACCUGGCAGGGUUCUGGGACCUGCUGCAGCUCUCUGUAGAGGACAUCAGUGUCAAGUUUGAUGAGCUCUGGCAACUCAAGGCCAACAACUGGCAGCUGCCGGAGAAGAAGGUAUUGGAAUCACGCCACAUUUCACCUCAAUAGAUCCUGUUUACAUCCUAACAGAUAUUCUUAAUGGGUUUGCAUUGUUUGCUUUGCAACGUCUCUUCAUCCUAGUCUCAUCCUCAGGAAGAGAAGAAGUCUGCACCCCCCUUUGUGCCAAAGAAGACAUCCAAGCCCAAGCUGAGCCCUGGGAAGGACCGGAGCAUAGACUCGGCGAUGGACAAGCAGCGGCAGGAGGCCAGGAAACGCCUGAUGGCGGCCAAGCGUGCGGCGUCCGUACGACAGAACUCUGCCACGGAAAGCUCAGACAGCAUUGAGAUCUACGUCCCUGAGGCCCAGACACGCCUCUGAGAACGGACCACCAUUGGCACCCUGCUCCCCCCCAUUAAGGAACAGCCACACACACACACACACUAGCAAACACGCAGACAC
Coregonus sp. 'balchen' is the source of this 4476-nucleotide messenger RNA. NCBI's taxonomy places the organism in Eukaryota, Metazoa, Chordata, Actinopteri, Salmoniformes, Salmonidae. The record is from the annotation of a GenBank genome assembly.